UCAUUCUGCUUGAGAAACCAAACCGACUUGCCGCUCAGCCUCUUUGAAUAAAAACAGCGGGUUAAACCCUAAACCCUGUUUUUAAUUUUGUGUGUUGAUUUUAGGGUUUUCCCCUUUUCUGAUUUUCUACCUUGCUGUAAGUGUUUCCGGAAUUGGGGGAAAUGGGGUUAUAUUCGAAACGUUCAAGAAAAGCUAGAGGUAAAGAUGUGGAUAUGGAGGACUUCGACGAUUCAGAAGAUGAGGAAUUAUUGGUUAAUGGCGAAGUAGAAGAAGAAGCUGAAGGAGAAGAAGAUGAUGAAGAAGAAGAGAUUGGUGAUGAUGAUGAUGAUGAUGAUGAUGAUGAUGAUGAUGAAUUAGAGAAUAAUGAUGAUGACGAUGAUGGAGUAGAUGAAGAUGAUGAUGAAGAAGAAGAGGAGGAGGAUAAUGAUGGUGAGAUGGAAGAGCUUGAAAAAGAGUACAAGGAUCUUCACAAUCAGGAACAGGAUAUAUUGAGGAAUCUCAAGCAUCAUAAGGAUGAAGAUGUUAAAAAGGGUCAAGCAGUGAAGAACCAAAAGGCUCUUUGGGAUAAAACUCUUGAGUUCAGGUUCUUGCUUCAGAAAGCAUUCUCCAGUUCGAAUAGACUACCACGGGACCCAGUUAGGUCUUCAUUUUGUACUUCGGAUGAAGAAGUGAGUGCUGCAUAUUCAGACCUUAUUACUGCAUCAAAGAAGACUUUGGAUUCUUUACUGGAACUGGAGGAGGCUUUGUUGGAGAACAACCCAUCAAUUGCUCAAUCUUUAGAGGGUAAUGCUGGCCAAUCAUCUAAGAAGCUUUCUGGAGAUUCUAACUUGGACAUGGAAGAUGACGAAGAGUGGCUACGGAUUUCUCAGAUGAAUAGGAGAAUAGCUGCCUUCAGAGAUAAAGCAGUUAACAAAUGGCAGAGAAAGACAGAAGUCACUACUGGUGCUGCUGCAAUCAAAAGCAAAUUGCAAGCUUUUAAUCAGAAUAUCAGUGAACAAGUGGCUGCCUAUAUGAGGGAUCCAACUAGAAUGAUAAAGCAAAUGCAACAAAGAAGAUCAACAAUUGGCAUAUUUGGGGCCGUUACUGAGGCUGCUAAUAAUGCUAAUGGAGAGGAAGCACAUCCUGAAGGUGAUCCUGAACUUCUGGAUGAUUCUGAAUUUUACCAGCUGUUGCUGAAGGAAUUUUUUGAGACUGUUGACCCAACAUCAUCUGAGACGGCCUUCUAUGCCUUGAAAAGACUGCAAACCAAGAAGAGAAAAAUAGUUGAUCGUCGCGCCUCAAAGAGUCGAAAGAUAAGGUACCAUGUUCACGAGAAGAUAGUCAACUUCAUGGCACCGGAGCCCAUGAAGCUUCCUCCCAUGGCUCCAAAAUUAUUCGAGAAUUUGUUUGGAUUGAAAACCCAAUAACCUAAUGCUGAAAUCUGAUUUACUUUUUACCAAGCCUUUGGAAUUUUGUAAUUUUAAUUUAUGCUAUAUUAAAUUGUUUUAUAUAGGUCUGAUGUGACAGAGAAAAACAGAUGUGUUGCCAUAAUGAAAUAGAAGUUUGAUAA
This is a messenger RNA of Gossypium arboreum, 1549 nucleotides long. RefSeq lists its product as uncharacterized. Lineage: Eukaryota; Viridiplantae; Streptophyta; Magnoliopsida; Malvales; Malvaceae. The record is from RefSeq and is a predicted model, not a curated record. The transcript is spliced from 12 exons. Bases 162 to 1406 code for a protein of 414 amino acids. Gene Ontology annotation, cellular component: nucleolus; nucleus.